Messenger RNA from Mercurialis annua (annual mercury), 1807 nucleotides. Its product is annotated as PAP-specific phosphatase HAL2-like. The transcript has 3 exons. Gene Ontology annotation, molecular function: 3'(2'),5'-bisphosphate nucleotidase activity. Gene Ontology annotation, biological process: sulfate assimilation; phosphatidylinositol phosphate biosynthetic process. The record is from RefSeq and is a predicted model, not a curated record. Lineage: Eukaryota; Viridiplantae; Streptophyta; Magnoliopsida; Malpighiales; Euphorbiaceae. The coding region runs from base 271 to 1617 and encodes 448 amino acids.
CCAAGAAAGAACAUUCAAAAAUGGUUGCUACCGAAUCUCAUUUGCAGUAUAGUAAACAACAAGGUCUUACCAAUCAUUAUCAUUUCCGACUCCACUGUCCUCUAGCCAUGGAUACAGUGUUCAUAGCUUCUUAAUUAAUGGUAACUUGUCUCUUCUUCUUCUUCCUUUUGUUUCAAUUUAGUCCCCAUUUUAAUUGCGUCGUUCUAAAUUCCAAUUCACACAAUCAAACAAAACCCAUUAAAUAGUUUUUCAAAUUACCCACAAAUUCUGAUGCUUUUAAGUUGCUCAUUUUUUGCUACCAAAUUCCCAUUCAUCUUACAAACAGCAAGAACAUGUGCAAUUCACAAACCUAAUUGCACAAGUUACCAAAAUAACUCUUUAAUUUCUCUUGCUAAUUUUAGUAAAAGCCAGAGUCUUUCUUGUUCUUCAUCUUCCAUUAUGGAGGGCCCACAAAAUUUGGGAGUUUCUUGUCAAGAAUUUGAGAAGUAUGGUAAAGAAUUGGAUAUUGCUGUCAGAGCAGUUCAGAUGGCUUGUGAUCUUUGUCAGAAAGUUCAGGACAGGAUUGUGUCUGAAAGUAAUGGUCAUGUUCUUGCUAAGGAUGAUAAGUCUCCUGUUACUAUUGCAGAUUGGAGCGUCCAAGCCACUGUCAGCUGGAUACUAUCUCAGAACUUGGGUAGUAAGGAUGUCUCAAUCAUUGCUGAGGAAGAUACUCAUACUCUCUCCGAGAUUUCUUCAGCUGGCCUACUAGAAGCUGUAGUUCAAACUGUAAAUGAAUGCUUGGCUGACGCACCGCGCUUUGGCAUUAAAGCUCCAGAUAGGAACCUCAGCAAUUCAGAGGUUCUUGAAGCUGUUAGUCGAUGCAACUCAACCGGCGGUCCUACUGGACCAUUUUGGGCUCUUGACCCUGUUGAUGGAACACUGGGUUUUGUACGUGGAGAUCAAUAUGCUGUUGCUUUAGCAUUGAUAGACGAUGGGGAGGUUGUUCUUGGAGUUCUUGGUUGCCCAAAUUAUCCGAUGAGAAAAGAAUGGUUAAAUUAUCAUCAUCGCUAUCACCGAAUUAUAUCUAAGUUAACCCCAUCGACAUCUGAAUCUUGGGACAAAGGCUGUGUGAUUUAUGCAAGGAAAGGCAGUGGAAAGGCUUGGAUGCAACCGGUACUCCAAACACAUAAGAAGCUAGUGUGGCCAAAUUCUGCAAGGCCAGUUCAGGUAUCAUCCAUUGACAAUCCGGCAUUAGCUACGUUUUGUGAACCGGUUGAGAAGGCAAAUUCAAGCCACUCCUUCACGGCGGGGCUAGCUCACAGUGUUGGGCUUAGAACGCAACCAUUGCGCAUAUACAGCAUGGUGAAAUAUGCGGCCAUAGCUCGAGGAGAUGCUGAGAUAUUUAUGAAAUUUGCAGCAUCUGGGUACAAGGAGAAGAUUUGGGAUCACGCAGCCGGUGUUAUUAUCAUACAAGAGGCGGGCGGUGUGGUUACUGAUGCGGGAGGACGUCCCCUGGAUUUCUCGAAGGGCAUCUAUUUAGAAGGUCUUGAUAGAGGCAUAAUUGCUUGUUCUGGAGCCAAAUUACACGACAAAAUCAUUGAGGCUGUCGAUGCUAGCUGGAACUCCUCUAGUCUAUAAUGUUCUUGUCUAACAUCAAUAAGAGCAACAAGUUACUUAAAACACAAGGCAUAAGAAUAACAAGAACUAUAUUAGCCAAUCUUGUUACUGGCUUGUGGGGUUUCAGUUUAUGUAUAGCUAAAUAAAAACUUUGUUGUAAAGCAUAAUUUCUUCUGCAAAUCAAUGCUGCAGAAAAGCAAGUUAUUGUUCA